Echinostoma caproni is the source of this 312-nucleotide messenger RNA. The record is from the annotation of a GenBank genome assembly. Lineage: Eukaryota; Metazoa; Platyhelminthes; Trematoda; Plagiorchiida; Echinostomatidae.
ACCACCGAGUCUGCCAAACUGGAACGACUUUUCGGAGACGAAGCGCGAGCUGUAAACGAUCCGUUUGUACGACGAGGUAUUCUACAAAGCAUCGGAUUCAAAGAAUUUGCGGAUUAUCUUGCAUUACCAGCCGCAUCCGAACGAGCAUCCCCCGUUGGUCAACAGCUCCUCAGUUCAGCAAUCGAUCGUGUGAAAAUAGCUACCAGACAGUACGCUCGUCGUCAAGUACGUGUCCAUUGCCCUCCCUUUUUUCAAGCGAUUAGCCAAACACUGGGCUACUGUAAUUUCGAUGACUACAUCGGGGCAAGAUAA